Molecule: messenger RNA, 659 nt
Organism: Thamnophis sirtalis
Lineage: Eukaryota; Metazoa; Chordata; Lepidosauria; Squamata; Natricidae
Product: vitelline membrane outer layer protein 1 homolog
Source: RefSeq, a predicted model, not a curated record
AUGCAGCUUCUUUCUGUCUCCCUUUUUCUUGCUUCUAUAUUCCUUGCAUCGGCAGUAGAUAGGCAAUAUAUCAGUGCUAAUGGCACCUUUGCAAACCGAAGAGAUUAUGACUCUAUAACUGUUAAAAAUGGAGGACAUUGGGGGGUUUGGACAUGGAUUGACAAGUGUCCACCAGGAUCAUAUGCCAUUGGAUUUAGCAUAAGGGUGGAAGAAUAUAGAGGAGCUAGUGAUGACACUUCACUCAAUGGAAUCAGAUUAUUCUGUUCAACUGAGCAAAGCAACAAUAUUAUGUAUACUGUUGAAUCUGAACCUGGAGAAUACGGACACUGGUCAGGAAUUAGAUGGUGUCCCCGAAAUGGUAUUUUACGUUCUUUUCAGUUGAAAGUUGAACCAGAGCAAGGAGCUGGAGAUGACACAGCAGUAAACAACAUCCGAUUCCGUUGCAGCAAUGGUCUUCAAAUUGAAGAAGCUGGUGGUCAAUUUGGUGAAUACAGUGAGUGGAGUACCCCUUGUGAGAGAGGAGGAAUUUGUGGCCUUCAAACUAAGCAGGAGCCCUAUCAGGGCUUUUUUGCAGAUGAUACAGCCUUAAAUGAUGUUCGCUUCUUCUGCUGUGAAUAAAUUCUAUAGAAUCAAAGAAUCAUUUUAGCAUGAUUAAAUGA